AUGCCGCACACAAAGGUAGCCAUCUCGCUGAACAGCAAGACUGGCGUGCCGCUGGUGUUCGACCUCGACGACGUCAGGCGGAUACGGGGGCUGGGCGUGCUCGGUACGCUGUGUGGCUCACUGCCGACCGCCGCGCAGCAGAACCUAUUUCUCACGGUGCCUCUGCGCCUGAUGCUCGAGGACGCGGUGUGGCUGGUGCUCUCGGGGCACGCGUACUUCUCGUUCGAUGACAAGCUCCUGGUGCAGGCGGCGGGCUCGCUGACAGCCGCCGAGGUUUGCAGGUGGAGGCAGGACACGGAGCGGGGGCUCGAGCAGCAGCGGGAGCUGCGGCGGCGGGAGCAGCAGCUCAAGCUAGCGGCCCUGCACCGCACUGCGGACGAGACAGACACCCAGCGGCGGCUGCUCGAACAGAGCCUCUUCCUGGAGACCGAGAAUUGCUCCAAGAUGAUCGCGGCCGCCGAACCUGCCGGGCUCCAACUCGCGAUUCUGCGGGAAAUGGUGGCGCAGCACCUGGAUCUGGGCAACUAUCUGAUUUAUCGGUACCUGCGCGAGGAACAGUACUUCCUGUCGGCGGGCGGCCGGUUUGGCGCUCGGUAUGUUGCCUAUCCUGGAGAUCCUCUUCGUUAUCACUCCCAUAUGGCUGUGCAGCCUGCCAUGGACUACUACAACGAGUCCCUAGAUCUGCUGCACGUGGUCGGGGGCGGCCGUCUCGGCACAGGGGUGAAGAAACUAUGGGUCGUCGGCGGCGUGCGCUAUCGCGAGGCUGAGGCGGCUGCAACAGCUGAAGAGCAGAUCCCGCCCCCUGACACGUUGGAUCGUCUGCUCGCUACCAGCCCGCCGGUUUCGGUGUUUUCAAUAGAGUGGUCGGGCUUCGGUUAG
This is a messenger RNA of Eremothecium gossypii ATCC 10895, 879 nucleotides long. It is a transcript of the gene SEN34, whose product is annotated as tRNA splicing endonuclease subunit SEN34. The record is from RefSeq and is marked provisional. Bases 1 to 879 code for a protein of 292 amino acids. NCBI's taxonomy places the organism in Eukaryota, Fungi, Ascomycota, Saccharomycetes, Saccharomycetales, Saccharomycetaceae. Gene Ontology annotation, biological process: tRNA splicing, via endonucleolytic cleavage and ligation; tRNA-type intron splice site recognition and cleavage. Gene Ontology annotation, cellular component: tRNA-intron endonuclease complex. The transcript has a single exon. Gene Ontology annotation, molecular function: tRNA-intron lyase activity; nucleic acid binding.